AUGUUCCUGAAAGUUGUGAUUUUCCCCACCACCCCAGGCUGUCCAACCAGCCCCACCAGCCCCACCAGCCCCACCACCCCAAGCUGUCCCACCUGCCCCCCCAGUCCCACCAGCCCCACCAGCCCCAGCUGUCCCACCUGUCCCCCAGUCCCACCAGCCCCCCACCAGCCCCAGCUGUCCCACCUGUCCCCCCCGGCCCACCAGUCCCACCACCCCAAGCUGUUCCACCAGUCCCACCACCCCAAGCUGUUCCACCAGUCCCACCAGUCCCACCAGUCCCCCGACCACCCCAAGCUGUCCCACCUGUCCCCACCAGUCCCACCAGCCCAGCUCCCAGUCCCACCAGUCCCUCCUGUCCCACCAGUCCCACCUGUCCCACCAGCCCCGCCACCCCAAGCUGUGCCACUAGUCCCACCACCCCAAGCUGUGCCACUAGUCCCACCAGUCCAACCAGCCCAAGCUAUCCCACCAGUACCACCAGCCCCACCAGCCCCCCACCAGCCCCACCAGUCCCACCAGCCCCAGCCAUCCCAGUCCCAGGUGCCCACUAGUCCCACCAGCCCCAGCUGUCCCACCAGUCCCACCAGUCCCACCAGUCCCACCAGUCCCACCACCAGCCCCACCACCCCAAGCUGUCCCUCACCUGUCCCACCAGCCCCCCCACCACCAGUCCCAGCCCCGCCCCCACCACCCCAAGUUGUGCCUCUAGUCCCACCAGUAGUCCCACCACCACCCCACCAGCUGUCCCACCAGUCCCACCAGUCCCACCAGUCCCACCAGUCCCCCCACCAGCCCCCCACCAGUCCCACCAGCCCCACCAGCCCCCACCCCACCAGUCCCACCAGUUCCACCAGUCCCACCAGCCCCCCACCACCAGUCCCACACCAGCCCCACCAGCCCCCACCAGUCCCCAGUCCACCAGCCCACCCCACCAGCCCCACCAGUCCCACCAGCCCCACCAGUCCCACCAGUCCCACCACCAGUCCCAGUCUGUUUUGGGAUGACCGUGGCCGGUACCUGGCGUGUGUGUCAGACAUCAGACUCUGGUGCAGUGCAGGUGUCUGGGCAGGGAUUAGUCCUGUCAUUAAACAACAGCGUUGUCGGAGUUGA
Molecule: messenger RNA, 1110 nt
Organism: Haliotis rubra (blacklip abalone)
Lineage: Eukaryota; Metazoa; Mollusca; Gastropoda; Lepetellida; Haliotidae
Product: vegetative cell wall protein gp1-like
Exons: 2
Coding region: 1-1110 (369 amino acids)
Source: RefSeq, a predicted model, not a curated record